Molecule: messenger RNA, 1680 nt
Organism: Oldenlandia corymbosa var. corymbosa
Lineage: Eukaryota; Viridiplantae; Streptophyta; Magnoliopsida; Gentianales; Rubiaceae
Source: the annotation of a GenBank genome assembly
UGUAAUUUUACUUAUUAUUAUCCCAAAAUAAUCCUGAAAAAGGAUAACACGCUUCCCUCUUGCAAAACCUCCCAAAACCCCCUUGGAUACCCCCUAUUCCGGUUCUUCCACAACACAACCAUGAAUUUCUUCAAUCCAAACUCCCGGAAAAACCAAACGCCACCACCAGCGCCACCGUCACAGCCACGACAACCGCCGCCGCUGGAAUUCCUCAGCCAGGCCUUCACCUCCUUCCAAUCCAACUUCUCCAAUUUCAUCCACGACUCACCCCUUAGCGCCCUCAAAAAUCCCCCAUGGGCUUCAACUUCGAACGCCAUAACUUCUUCCAACACAGCAAACCCAUCAUCCCCUUCUUCUUCUUCUGCCUUCCAAAAUAGAAGAACUAGUUUUGAUAACAAGAAUGGAAGUCUUCCUAUGAGUAUAAAGGAAAUAGAGGAGCGUUUGGCGGGUGUUCCUGUUUAUGCUCUGAGUAACUCCUCCGAGGAAUUUGUGCUGGUUUCGGGCUCGAAUUCUGGGAAAAAUCUUGGACUGUUUUGCUUUAAUGAAGCUGAUGCGCAGACCCUUCUUAAAGAAAUGAAGUCCGUCGACCCUUCCAUGGGAAAAGGCUCUCAAGUCGUUCCUGUGGCUCUUAACAAGGUAUUUCAGCUUAAAGUUGAUGGAGUGGCUUUUAGAUUGAUUCCAGAACCAUCCCAAGUAAAGCAUGCAAUAACGGAAAUGAAAAAAGAUGGUACAUCUGAGGAUAGCUUUUAUGGGGUUCCAGUAUUCCAGUCAAAAAGCUUGUUACUGAAGAGUCAAAACAAGAGAUAUCGCCCUGUCUUUUUCCGGAAGGAGGAUUUGGAAAAAUCCCUGGUUCGUGCCUCACAAAGCCAGCAUGUUUUAAAUCCGGCUUUUAGAGCUGGAAAUGUAAAGGUUGCUGUUCUUGAAGAUAUAAUACAAGAGAUGAAGGAUGGCUCACCGUCACAGUGGGAUGAUGUUGUUUUCAUUCCUCCUGGCUAUGAUGUUUCCACCGUUCAAUCCCGCAAAUAGGUGAGCUGCAAAAUCUAGUUAGAUGAUGAACAGGGGUGUGUUUCUGCAACAUGGAAGCAAUCGAGAUUUUCAUGAUACACAUUGCAUUGUAGAAAUAGAAAGUCACUGGUCGAGCGCUUUCACGCCACAAUCGAUCAUUAUAGUGGUUUGCAAGUUAGAUGCAAUAUGAAACUUUCAUUAGACAACUAAAGGUCUGGAACAAUUGGAAUGGGUAGCCAUGUAAAUAGUAAUGUAUCAGUUUAAUUGAGUUUGGCAACUUAUAAGAGGUGGCUAUUGUGAUAUCUUUUUGCACACUAAGUUGAUUUUACGUUUCCAUUUGGUGCAUUAUUUAUACUACAAAUGCUUCGCUCUGAUUCAUCAAUCCAAAACUGUACGAUAAACCUCCAUGCUUAUGCCGAGUCCUGCCCGCAGGGGCACGAAUCCAUGCAUUCCAGCAACCUUUGAUCUUCCACCCUCCAUCUCUUAUUGAACAUUCAGAUCAUAAACCUUGAUCCUGUUGUCCACGAACUUUGAUAAGGAUCCCUUAAAUUUAUGAUCCCCCUAAGAUGUUUUCAUGUUUUCUCAGUUAUCGUCAUAGACAUGCGCAUCUCUGUUACAUGCUAAGAGAUGAUGAUCCUAACUUUUUGCAUCUUCUUUUCCACCUUAUUUUGAUCC